This is a messenger RNA of Capronia epimyces CBS 606.96, 498 nucleotides long. RefSeq lists its product as uncharacterized. The record is from RefSeq and is a predicted model, not a curated record. Lineage: Eukaryota; Fungi; Ascomycota; Eurotiomycetes; Chaetothyriales; Herpotrichiellaceae. The transcript has a single exon. Bases 19 to 498 code for a protein of 159 amino acids.
AUUGCAGCAGAGCUUCUCAUGGCCGAAGAAGAAGAGUCGCCUACACCUCUACAACAGAUCAACACCUAUCACUGUCUCUGUACCACCCUUAUUCUAACCACCACACAUAAACUUGAGUCACUCCCUCGCCGAGCUGAACCGGUCCAAGAUGGUGCUUUAAUUCUAGCCCCUCCUGUCGACAUAACUGCAUCUGGGGACGCGGUACGGGAAAAUCUCAAGCCUUCCAAUUCUAUCCUGCUCAAUAUUGUCUCCGACCGUAGGCCUGUGAUUGUUCGACGGGACGAUGGCUUUGAGAAGAGAACGCUUUUGAGAUGUGGAAGAUGCAACCUGGUCGUCGGCUACGGUCUCGAUCAGGCACAUUUUGAAACUGCAGAGCAGGAUUCAGGUCAGCAGAGGCCAAUGUAUCUACUCCCUGGAGGCAUGCUCAGUACAGCCGACAUGGCGAGUGGGAAGAGCGCACAACCCCCUCCGUGGGCAGAGAAUGGCGGAGGGGAAUAG